AUGAUGGAGUAUAAAGAAGUUCCUAUGAUCCACAGAAGUGAUCCAGCAAAAGCUUUUGGAGUGUACGUGAGGUCACUGGUGAGAAACACAUUGAAGAGAGAUAUUCCUCUUCAAAUUGAGCUCGUUUUAUCUGAUGAUAAGGGUGGAGAUAACCAAGCAGUAAGGGCUUCAAUGAGCCACGCCCACUGGAGAGAAGGUCAAGAAAGAGAACGGGUAAGUCAGAAGAUUGAUCUCGUAAGCUAGAAUUUGGUCUCUAUUCUAAGACGGUCCACAAGAGCCAUUGGAACGCAUGGAUCACGAAGAACUUGACGAUGGACAUGCCGGAAUGGCACAGACAGAGAUGAUCGAAGAACAACCGAUACUACGCUUGGCAGACAUGGAACUACGCCUGGAGGAGCGGAAACGCAAAAUCACGGAGUACUGGAGGUUAUCAGGGAGUUAG
This is a messenger RNA of Bursaphelenchus xylophilus (pine wood nematode), 442 nucleotides long. Lineage: Eukaryota; Metazoa; Nematoda; Chromadorea; Rhabditida; Aphelenchoididae. The record is from the annotation of a GenBank genome assembly.